Molecule: messenger RNA, 186 nt
Organism: Stereum hirsutum FP-91666 SS1
Lineage: Eukaryota; Fungi; Basidiomycota; Agaricomycetes; Russulales; Stereaceae
Exons: 2
Coding region: 1-186 (61 amino acids)
Source: RefSeq, a predicted model, not a curated record
AUGGGCUUAAAUGGCACCGACCUUGUCCCACUGGAUCCCGAGGCAUGGUGGGUAAAGGAUGAUGGACCCAUCUUCCAGCAGGACGACAUGACCGUCGGUAGAGGACAGCGUACCUUGGAGAACCUGUCGCGGCAGGAGUCGAGUAUCCAGCUGUUGUGGGAUUUUGAAAGGCCAGUAGAGGUAUAA